Penicillium vulpinum is the source of this 2535-nucleotide messenger RNA. RefSeq lists its product as uncharacterized. The transcript has 2 exons. Lineage: Eukaryota; Fungi; Ascomycota; Eurotiomycetes; Eurotiales; Aspergillaceae. The coding region runs from base 1 to 2535 and encodes 844 amino acids. The record is from RefSeq and is a predicted model, not a curated record.
AUGGCUUCUAACCAACCAACUCUUCUUGAGUACGCGAGAUUCUACAAUAUCGCAGAGGAGUCGACUCGAUAUUGUCCCGUCAAUUAUGUAGACGAGACAUGUGAGCCAACAACCCCCACUCCCCCUGUUGAGGGUCUCGACCCCGAAAAUCCAAAAGAACGCCUCAAGGAAGUCGAACGACGCUUCUGCAACGGGCUCAUUAUGGAAAGGCUCGCAAUUCAGCCUGAGGAUAUCGAGUUCCUGAGCGGAUGUCUCAAGAUCAAGCCCAUCGAAGGAAACAUCUGGCGAGGCAUCCUGCCUGAAGUGACAACCUCUGAUCUUAAAGGCGAGCCUUAUCUCCUCACAGCUGAGGAUGAGAGAUUGGUCAAUUCGUCUGAUUUCAACACCACCUUCCCUGAGAGUCCGGCUCUCUCUUCGCCUACCCCUUCGGUUCAUCUGGUUGUUCCUAGUGGCCCUGAUGUUCCUGUUGUCCCCAUCAACACCCGAGCUGUCUUUGAUCACUACAAUACGGGGAUGGUGUCCUGGCCAACCGGUUGGGACAGUUGUACUCUGUCUACCGAGAUGCCUGUCGUGUCCAGCAAUAUUGCUCCCACUCCCACAUCCCAUCUUACAGGAGACGUCUUGCCCCCAAUUGUGGAACCAUCUGGGACCGUGCAUCAGUUUGUCAGUAUUGAGUCUGACCCUGUUCUCUCUAUCAAAGAAGAGGAGAGUGAGGCUGACGAUGCAAGUGCGCCGAGCACUGAGUAUGCCACCGAAAGUGAAUUCAGUGCAUUUGUUUUUGAUAACACCACGCCCGCACCUCCAUUGUUCGAAGUCAGUCCAUCCAACAAAUCGCAACCCACCUUCUAUAUUGUUUCCCCCAAUCUGACCAAAGAAAAAGGUUUCCCCGUUGGCUGGAAUGACAGCCAGAAAGCGCAAGUACCCAGAGAUUUGAAGGAGGAAAACGGAACGAACGCUUUCUUGGAGUCUGCGGUGGAUACAGGCAUACAUUGUGAACAGAAAGGAAUUAUGGCCGCUUCUAUCAGUAGGAUUCAUGAUGACACACUUGUUGUGAGCAAGGGUACCUGUCCGAGUUCCUCGAUAACUCGGCCAGCGGACGAUCAAAAUACCACUCAGCUAGCACGGGCUUCGCAGAAUGCAAUCCAUAAGCAUGUUAAUCUCAAAACUUCAUACGAGCAACCCGCCAAUAUUAUGGGAACACAUGCUUCCUCAUCUGUGGACAAAAGAGACUUUUGCGUAGCUCAGCAGGAGCAGUUCCACAUGAAACUGGGCUACAAGUCACACUCCAUGGGAUUCAGAAAGGUCCCCUUCAAGCCUCCGCAUGAUGUUUCUUCCGUAGAUUAUAAAGAGACCCCCAAACCUUCCAAUGCCGUGUUUGGUGGCCUUGGAUCUUUGUCUGUAUUUAUGCAAACCAGGGGCAGUGACAGAGGAGAUGACACUUUGUCGCAUGAUCCAUCAUCUGUGUCGCUGUCAGGAUCCGCAAUAAGUGGACAAGGCGUAUUCUCAAAUGUCUCUUCACUCGCAGGUGACAGUCCCCCAGGCCCUAAUGGGACGGGUCCUCUUCGCAAACCGAGCCCUGAGGUGUCAUUGCAGCAAAUGGUAACCACCUCGGCAUUCCAUCCGCCACCGAUGUUAUUCUUGUCUACCACUCUCUUAUCAACUCACCUGUCGGUUAUACGAGAUAUCGAGGGAUGGCCAGAUAAUCCACCCAAAUUGAUCUACAGGGAGUAUGGAGACGCUCUCUCGGAUCCCCGAGACCACUGUGAUGCAGAAGUCAUCCUGACACCGGAUACUGGGCUUAUUCUGACGACCCCUCAGGAGUUGAGCCAGCGGUAUCUUCCAGGGCAUGGUCCAAAAGAUCCAAGACUCAAUGGAAUCCAGGGAAUGAACUCCCCGCUCAGGGAAAAGAUUUUCCGCCUCAUGCAUCGCUAUGCGCUUCUGGUUGUUCUCAUCUGCGACCCUGACGGUGACAGCACGGACGUCAGCAGCGAUGUGAUUCUGGCCGAGAUACGGGAACGCAGGUCGCUUGCUCAAUUCUGUGACAGCUACUUUGAGGAAUUGGCAACAACAUUGCUGGUACCGAUCCCGAACCACUCGGCAUCCAUUGUAUUGUGGUGUUUCGGUAUGGGAAGGCUUCGAUACGAAUUACUCCCCACUGAAGUCAUGGAAAACAUCACUGAAGAGGAGUCAGAAUAUGAAAUUGCUCUGCGUGACCUAGGCAUUAAUCCUUUCGCGGCGCGCCUCAUUUUGGAUAACAUUCGCGUUGGUGGUUUCAACCAAAUUCCUGGGUUCAACCUCUACCCACUCCCCCUGCCCUCUCAUGAGACAGUUGCCAAUGUCAGCACAGAUUCAAGGGCCUUCGACGCAUUUAUGAACAUGUCACCCAUGGAGCGGGAUAUGGAAUAUGGGUCUUUUGUAGGCGAGGGGGUGAUGAACAGGGUUUCGGAAAUGAUUGAAUCAAUGGCGCACUCGGGCUCCAAUGAGACUGAGACCGCGAGUGAGGAUACUUACAGUACACAGAUCAGCCUUGAGUAG